AUGAUCAUAACUCCAGAAGGAAGGAAUGUUCUCUCGUUAGACAAAAAGCAACUUCUUCAAUAUAUCGACUCAAAUAUUAUUGGUAAAAAUCUUCGAAUCAAUACUCCAUGGGGAUCUCGACAAAUUAUCUAUGCUGAUUAUACAGCGUCUGGACGUGGUCUAAUAUUUAUCGAGUAUUGCAUGAUGAAUAACGUCUUACCUUACUAUGCUAAUACACAUAGCGAAAAUAAUGCAUGUGCCUUACAAACUUCAAAAUUUCGUGAAGGAUCACGAACAAUUAUUAAACAAUGUGUCAAUGCAACUGAUGAUGAUGUUGUUAUUUUUACUGGAUCAGGAUCAACAGCUGCUAUUAAUAAACUUGUCGAUGUUUUACAACUGAGAAAUGAAGAUGUUCAAAGAAAAACUGUUGUUUUUAUUAGUAGAUUUGAGCAUCAUUCAAAUAUUUUACCAUGGAAAGAAACAGGAGUUGAGGUUAUACAAAUUCCUAAUACAAAAGAAGGUCUUAUUGAUCAAGAUUAUUUAAAAAAACAAUUAAAACAUUAUCAUAAUACUAUUCAAAAACAUAUUAUUUGUGCAUUUAAUGCUGCUAGCAAUGUAACUGGUAUUCGAACUGAUACUCAUCAUAUUUCAAAACUUGUUCAUCAAUAUGAUGGGUGGAUUUUUUGGGAUUAUGCAGCAGCAGCACCUUAUGUUAAAAUUGAUAUGAAUCCAUCAGAAAAGGCUUAUAAAGAUGCUGUUUUUAUUUCUACACAUAAAUUUAUUGGUGGACCAUCAACACCAGGUAUUUUAAUUGCGAAGAAAAAACUUUUUACCAAUAGAGUUCCAUCGGGUGUAGGAGGUGGUACAGUAAAUUUUGUAACUCGAACAAAUACUGAAUAUGUAAAAGAUAUUGAAACACGAGAAGAAGGUGGAACACCCAAUAUUCUUGGUGCUAUUCGAGCUGGUUUAGUUUUUCAUUUAAAAGAAUGUGUUGGUUGUGAAACAAUUGAAGCACGUGAAGAUGAACUAGUUGCGAAAUUUUGCCAAAGAUUUCGCAAUCAUCAAAAAUUAAUUGUACUAGGAUCAUUAACUGUUCGUCGAUUGGGAAUAUUUUCAUUUCUAAUUUAUGAAUCGUUAUUUGACAAAUAUUUACAUCAUAAUUUUGUUUGUGUUUUAUUAAAUGAUUUAUUUGGUAUUCAAGUACGAUCAGGAUGCUCGUGUGCUGGACCUUAUGUCUUAGAUUUACUUGAAAUUGAUGAUAAAACAGCAGAAAUUUUUACAAAAUUUAUUACAGAAGAUGAAAGCAGUCAAUCGAAUGGAAUUCCUAAUGUUAGAUUAAUGAAACCUGGUUUUACUCGAUUUAAUUUAUCAUAUUUUAUAAGUGAUGAAGAAGUUGAUUAUAUUUUAAACGCAGUUGAAUUUAUUGCUAAUGAUGGAUGGAAGUUUUUAUCGUUGUAUACUUAUGAUGCAAAUACGGCUGUUUGGCAUCCUCGUACUAUGCCAUCGGGAAAUCAUUUUUCUCAAUUUUAUAGUCUUCAAAUGGCUAAUGAAAAUUAUACAACGAAUGAGGAAUUUCAAAUACAACAAGUAGAACGUUGGAACUCAAAAGCCAUUCAUUCAAAUACAAAUUCAUUGUCCGAUGAUCCAAUCGAGCAAGCUGAAUCAAUGGCAAACCUUAUACCAGAAUAUGUUUAUAAUAUUGAUUUUCGAAUCGAUCCACCAUUAAAUAUUCCAGAUGCAUAUAAAGAAUUUAUUUGGUUUGUUUUGCCAAAAGACGUUAUUCAAAAAGUAUUAGUUAUUGAUUUUGAAACACAUCCAAAAGACAAUUUAAAAACAAUAUCAUUUCAUUCGAAAAUGAAAAACUAA
Messenger RNA from Rotaria sp. Silwood2, 1845 nucleotides. The record is from the annotation of a GenBank genome assembly. Lineage: Eukaryota; Metazoa; Rotifera; Eurotatoria; Philodinida; Philodinidae.